Molecule: messenger RNA, 1763 nt
Organism: Eufriesea mexicana
Lineage: Eukaryota; Metazoa; Arthropoda; Insecta; Hymenoptera; Apidae
Gene: Est-6
Product: venom carboxylesterase-6
Exons: 8
Coding region: 6-1664 (552 amino acids)
Source: RefSeq, a predicted model, not a curated record
UCGCGAUGAAACUGACGACAGUUUUGCUCCUCUUGGGCUUCCUCAAUUUAUCGUUGCAGGAUGACAAGACUCCUAAAGUCAGAACAUCCCUGGGAACCGUGCGAGGAUACCAUAAGAUCUCUCGGCAAGGCAGAGAAUACGAAGCCUUCGAGGGCAUUCCCUAUGGGCAGCCCCCGGUUGGCGAACUUAGGUUUCAGCCACCACACCCAGCCGAAGAAUGGUCGGGUGUGCUAUCAGCCACGAAGAAGGGCUCUAUCUGCACACAGUAUCUUAUGAGGAGUAUGGCUAUCGAUGGACAAAUUAUCACGGGUGACGAGGAUUGUCUGUAUGUGAACAUUUACGCUCCAAUUAGGAACGGCAAGAACACUCUGUUACCUGUCAUUUUCUGGAUUCAUGGCGGCGCCUACUUGUUCGGCAGUGGAAACGACAUGAACGAGACACUCAUAAUGGACCGUGAUGUCGUGCUGGUCACGGUCAAUUAUCGUUUGGGACCAUUCGGUUUUCUAAGCACGGGGGAUAGCUUGGUGCCCGGAAACAUGGGGUUGAAGGAUCAAAAUCUGGCACUACGCUGGGUGUCGAAGAACAUCGAGAACUUCGGUGGGGAUCCGAAAAAUAUAACUCUUAUGGGUUUCAGCGCAGGAGCCUCUAGUGUCCACUACCAUUAUUUGACACCACUGAGCGCUGGACUUUUCCAUAGAGGAAUAUCGAUAAGUGGCGUGGCACUCAAUCCUUGGACACAGACGGAACGUGCUCCUGAAAAGGCUAGAAAAUUGGCUGCAGUCCUGGGGUGUCCAACAAGUAGCGUAAGGAAGAUGGUGAAUUGUCUGCGAACGCGUCCUGCUAAGCAAUUAUCGCAAGCUGUUGACGACAUCAUAUACUGGCUGUUCAAUCCUUUCUCCGUCUUCGGUCCAGUUGUCGAGAAACAUGGACCUGAUGCCUUCAUCACUCGCUCCCCGAUCGAUGUCAUCAAUAGUGGAGAAGCAUACGAUGUCCCUUGGAUUUCCGGAGUAGUCAGCGAAGAAGGAUUAUACACUUCUGCAGAAUUCGUCGCUAAUAAUACGCUGUUAAAGCAUCUGAACGACAACUGGGACGACAUUGCACCCUAUUUGCUCGAUUUUAACGAUACCAUUCCACUGAAUGAGAAGAAGCAGGUGGCAGAAAAGAUCAGAAAACAUUAUCUGGGAUCUGAACCAAUCGAUAGCAACAGUAUGAUGCCUGUAAUACAUAUGAUGGGUGAUCGAUUAUUCGCGCAUAAUUUCGAGAGGGCUGCGAGAUUGCAAGCCAGAAAAAAUAAGAGCCCAGUGUGGACCUACUUAUACAGUUACAGAUCUAUGUACAGCCUAAGUGACACUCUGAGCGGCACAACAAGGAAUUUUGGAGUGAGUCAUUCCGACGACACAUUCCUCGUGAUCGACACUAGAACCUCUAGUGUGACGCGGCCAAGUGAUGUGCAAAUGCAACAAAUACUGCUCGAUUUUUACACAUCAUACGCUAUAGAUGGUAAACCUCGGGUUGGGAAUGCAGUCUGGCCGUCAUUGAACCCCAACGACAAAGAUUUCCAUUAUCUGCACAUAACAAACCCAAGAACUAUAAAAAUGGAGUCCAACUCUGACUUUGCUCAACGAAGCUUCUGGACCUCGAUAAACUUUGAUGAAAACAAAUAAAUUGAUGAAAGUUGCGAAAAGUGACCAAAGGCAAUCAAACUACGGUUACCUUCUUUCAAACGUUGUUAUGUUGCAUUUAAAUAUGUAAUAAUACUUGCA